Macaca mulatta (Rhesus monkey) is the source of this 2458-nucleotide messenger RNA. NCBI's taxonomy places the organism in Eukaryota, Metazoa, Chordata, Mammalia, Primates, Cercopithecidae. The record is from RefSeq and is a predicted model, not a curated record.
ACCCAUUUCUUCAGGGCCGCUGCCUGGCCUUGCAGGUAAUGUUAUCAUAGCUCCAGCUGGACUUUUGAGUGAGUCAGCCCGGUCAGAGAAGAAGGACUUGUUUUUCUCUUUACUUGUUUUUCUUACAUUUCCUGGUUCAUCAGCAAGAAACAACAAGCUAUUUACCUUCACAAUAGAGAAGUCCAGCAGAACCAAGAUGGAAGCAGAGUGGGUGAAUCUAAAUCUAUGGACACAUUCAUCUUGGAAACCCUAAGAGAGGCGAAAGCUAUGUGAGACACUUGUAUCUGCUUUGCCUCCUGCCAUGAAUGAAAGCUCCCUGCAGCCUCCCCAGAAGCACAUACGCCCAUGCUUCCUGUAGAGCCUGCAGAACUGGAGAAAACAAAUUGGAAGGAGAUUUAAAGGAUUCUCAAAUACAAACUGAAGUUAUCAAGAACAAGAUAAUGAAGGACAGUAACAAUCAGAUCCUCGAGGAGGCAAUGAUGGUUGCAAAAUAAGCGCAUGGAAGGUCCCCGAACAGCCACAUAAUGACUUUAAUUAGGAGAAAAUAAAAUUUUCUGGAAUUUAUGUGCUCUCGUGAGCCCAGGUGCCCUAAGUGCCACCUGCCCAGUAGGGUGCUAUAGACUCUGGGAAAGACACAGAGCAGGGAGCGCUGCGACUCCGGCACCCGAACAGACGUCUGCAGCAUGUCAGCUAAAGCGUAGCCGACACAGCCUCCAGCCAGGGACCGGCUGUGAGGGGAAGGCCGAGAGGUGGCGCUGCUGCAGGAGUCUGGAAUGUAAGCGCGCGCAUGGCGACAAAGGCAAAGGCCGCCAAGGGAACGAGCACGCCCCGUCGCGCAGACACGCCGUCGCGCCGGAAUCUGGGCGGCCGCAGCCGCCGCCGCGGCCGCCCUUUUCCCCAUCCCCGGCUCAAGGAUCAUAACGGAAUUCUUUUCCAGAUACCGCCUUCAAAAUGGCGGCUCCGCCUCCCGACAACACUUUCAAUACUCCCCAGCAGCAGGCGCCUACUAUCCGCCAUCUUGCCCCCGGUCCCUCCUCCCCUUCGCGGACAUUUACAUAGCGAAAAUAGGCCCAGCAGGCCUCCGGCCUUCACCUCACGCCUGCAGCCUUCGCCUCCUCGCCAGGCCUCGCCCCCGUGCCGCGCCCUGGGUCUGCAGUGGUUCGACCCCAGGUCCACCAACCGCCUUCCGAACAAACAGGCGACCUUUUCCCACCCCUGCCCGCUUACGGAGCGCACCUCCGCAUCCUCUCAGGGCGGCCGAAUUAUUCCCAGGCCUAACUGCGGCCUCCUCGGGGCCUGUUCGGCGCCGAGCGCCACGCCGGCCGGCCUAGCGCGGGAGGGCGCCCUACGGGACGCCGACCAGGCCACGAGCAAGUUACUGCGCGCGCACUAGGCCCCGCGGCCGCGGGGGCACGCGGGACUCACCCGACGGACUUGCGGGCCGCCGGCGACAGCGGCGGGUGCUGCAGGCCGGCCUUUCUCUGGAGCACUGGGCCGGGCUCCGGCUGGUAGGGCGGGCGGAGGGAGGGAGGAGGGGCCGAGCUCGGAGCUGACAAAAAGCGGCCCAGCUCCCCGGCACAGGCCCGCCGUCAGCACGUCACGUCACCGCCCGGGAGAGAGACCCAGGAAUAUGCGGGAUGGUAGUUGGGCCCCCUCCGCCCGGUGGGCCUCCCGGCGCCCCGGGUCGCCGCCGGUCACGCCCCGAGACUGGGGAGUCCAGUGACCUCACUGCGGUGGGGUCUCCGGCAGCCGGAGUUUCCGUCACAACGUUCUUUUCUUCCGCGCUCCCGCCCGCCGUCACCACUACUCGCGCGCCACCGCCUCAGUCGGUGGCGUACAGGCAAGCGGCCCCGCACCGGCCAGGCCACCCCCUGCCAUCUCCGGUGGACCUCGGAUUCCUAAUCUCCCACACCCUGCCCCAGGCCUCCCCGAGACCUAUUGCCUCUCCGCGCCAGUCCUAGCCAAGGCAACAGCUCUCAUUGUUUGCUUGUCCUUAGACCCCCCGCACGCAGUAAAUGUGUUUUCUUUAUUCCUAGGGUUGAGGAGGAAAGCAGAUGCAGAGAUACAGAUACAGACAGCAUCCCCCACUGGCUCCUACGUUCGAUUUAAAAAUUAAAAGAAAAAAGUAAAUGGACUUACCAGUGUGCAGGCAAGAGGAGGGGAGGGUUAUCCUAAAUCAAUUACUAAGCCAUUUGAGUUUUUUAUGUUAACGUAGGUAUUUUGACCAAGGUCUGUAAUGUUUAGUAUACGUUCUCUAUUGCAAUGUUUCAUCUUUUGGCAUCCUUGAAAGGUCAGUUUUGUGUAAUUUUCUCAUAAACAAUGAAUUAUGCACAUUCGUUAGUAAGUGUAAACUAACAAUUGGUUUGGGGAUUGUUUUCUUACAAAAUUAUCCUCUUAAAGUUUAAAAAACCUUUAAAAUGCAUUUGAUUAAACAGCUUGUACUGAUAAACUACAAAAA